CGUUUCAUGCUGAGACACGGCGGUGUACUAACGUUAGGUUAGACUUUUCUGCCUUUGGCGUCUAAUUUUUAUGCCAUGUUUAUAUAACAUUUCGUCAGUCGUUAACAGCAGAAUAGUGCUCCAAAACACGAAAUUCAAAUUUCGAGAAUCAAGAAGCUAGUGUACGACUUAAGAUUCACGUUAACCUGUUCCCUAGUUAGCCAAAUCAUUAGCUGGCUACCUAGCUAAUUAGCUACUUACGUAGCUAACGUAAGAAGAAUCAUUGCUCAAACAACGUUAUCGUUAUUUACCCUGUAAGUUAUCGUUUACUGUCAGAUCUUGUUUAACUUAUUCACCAUCGAAUUACGUGGAGAUUGUACGGUUCAGUUUUACCUGAUUGUCGUAUAUUUUGUCAACACAGCCGGGUGUAUGUUAACGAGUCGACAUAACUGGUGGUUAUCCUUUUAGCCAAACAAUCUAGCUAGCAAAUAUCUUCUAGCCAGUUGAGCUAGCGUUUAACAUUAACGUUACAGACUUCAUUGCGUCUAAGUUACCAUCUAGCCAGAUCAUCAACAAGAACAAAAUGGGCUCAAUACUUAGUCGGAGGAUCGCGGGUGUCGAGGAUAUUGACAUCCAGGCUAAUUCGGCAUACAGAUUUCCACCUAAAUCAGGGAACUAUUUUGCCAGUCACUUUUUCAUGGGAGGGGAGAAAUUUGACACACCCCAUCCAGAAGGCUACCUCUUUGGGGAAAAUAUGGAUUUGAACUUCCUUGGCAAUCGUCCUGUACAGUUCCCAUAUGUUACACCGGCACCUCAUGAGCCAGUUAAAACGUUGAGGAGUCUUGUCAACAUCAGGAAAGAUUCCCUGCGUCUUGUAAGGUACAAAGAUGAUGCUGACAGUCCCACAGAAGAAGAUGGCAAGCCCAGGGUCCUAUAUGGAGUCGAGUUCACCUUUGAUUCAGAUGCACGGGUGGCCAUCAGCAUCUAUUGCCAGGCUUUUGAAGAAUUCAGUAAUGGAAUGGCUGUCUACACCUCAAAGGUUCCCACUAUGGCUUCCGAAACGGUCCACUACAAGAGAGGAGUGAGCCAGCAGUUCUCUCUGCCGUCCUUCAAAAUCGAUUUCGAUGAAUGGAAGGAGGAGGAUCUAAAUUUUGAUCUUGAUCGAGGUGUCUUCCCCAUGGUCAUCCAAGCAGUGGUAGACGAAGGGGAUGAUUGCUUAGGACACGCCCAUGUACUGCUUGCAGCCUUUGAGAGACACAUGGACGGGAGCUUUUCUGUGAAGCCUUUGAAGCAGAAACAAAUUGUGGAUCGAGUGAGCUAUUUGCUGCAGGAGAUCUAUGGGAUUGAGAACAAAAAUAACCAAGAGACCAAGCCUUUGGAUGACGAGAACAGUGACAACAGCAAUGAGUGUGUUGUGUGUCUGUCUGACCUGCGGGACACGCUCAUCCUGCCCUGCAGACAUCUGUGUCUGUGCAACUCCUGUGCAGACACACUGCGCUACCAGGCCAACAACUGUCCCAUCUGCCGCCUGCCGUUUAGAGCCUUGCUGCAGAUCCGAGCAGUGAGGAAGAAGACUGGAGCCCUUUCUCCAGUCUCCUUCAGCCCUGUGCUUGCCCAGACCAUGGACCAUGAUGAACACUCCAGCUCCGACUCGGUUCCUCCAGGCUUUGAGCCCAUCUCUCUGCUGGAGGCGAUGAACGGUCUGCGGGCCGUGUCCCCAGGGAUCCCCUCCGCCCCCCUCUACGAUGAGAUCAACUUCUCGGGCGGUGUGGGCAGUGAUGGCCGGCCCCUGAGCCCCUCGGAACUACCGGGGGACAGCGCUCUGCAGAAGGGCAAAGUCAGCAAGUCGCCUGACAGCACCCUUCGGUCCCCAUCCUCACCCAUCCAGGAGGAGGACGAGGAAAAGCUGUCGGAGCUGUCGGACGCCCAGCCGCACGCUACCCUCUCCAGUAGCCCCGUGCCACCUGAGGCCAGUGGAGCCGAGGACGUCCCAGAGUCCACCACUCCUGAGGAUGAGGAAGGUCUGCUGUCUGAACAGGAGAUAAUGCAGGACUGCAGCAGCGAGCACAGCAGCCUGACCAAGACAGAGAGUGACCCUGCCGAAGACCUUUCUCUCCCAGGGUCGUCAGAUUCCACAGAGAGUCUGAAAAGCGAGAGUACCAACUGCUCCAGCCAGCCUCUCCUGCGCCCCCUAAGCAGUUUGCACAUGGAGGACGAAUAGCUUGACCCCCUACCUACCACCCCAGACCCCAGGUGGACACCUCUCUGUGUCUGAAUUCCCCCAGCGUUCCUCUCUCCCUGUUCACUACUGUACAUUUCCAGAACAUUCCCUCCUUAUCCAAUGUGGACCCUUCGGAGAUCGAGCAUGAGUGUGCUGCUAGGGAUCUCGCUUUUUGUCCGCGCCAGCAAAUCAAGUUCUGCCCCACCUAAGACUGAAUUUCUGUAAAUGGCUGGUGGCUGUCGGCAUGACCUGUUGACUGUUGGCGAUAGUGGAUGUUCAUGCUGAAGUUAAUCAUGGUAACCUUUUAAAAAAGUAGACGGCCCUAAAGCUCCCUUUUUGAUGAGGUUUGGAGGUACCCAUGACACUUAUUAUAGCUGUGUUCCUUACUAACUGAGUGGCAUUAUGCAACUGUAGUGAUGUAAAAUCUAAAAAUCUGUUUGGUGAUGUUCUCUUUUUCAUUCUUUGACGGUAACCUUUCACAAACAUGCACUUAGUGAGUUUUAUAAGCUUUCGUUUCCCAUCUCUGUAUAAGAUGAAGGGUUAAUUACCAGUCUAUUUCAGCUUAUGAUAUGCACCACUGCCCUUGUGUUGGGUAAGAUGGAUUUUCGUCAGGACCAGAACUAAUUUGGUCAAGGUCACAAUAUAGCGAGAUUUGUGUCAUGCUCAUCUUUAUGUUAUUGUGAUUAGAUUCAUUUUGUAAGGUAUGGUUUAAUCCAUUUUUUCAAGUUUUUUUUUUCUGUCAUAUGUAAUGUGUAUGUAAAGUUCUUCACAGUGUUAUCUGUAAAUGUGUACAUUUUAACUGUUUAUAUUUGAGAAGUGUGAUAAGGCAGUGCAGCUGAACUCCUGUUGUUGUUGUUGUUGUUGUUAUUAUUAUUAUUAUUAUUAUUAUUAUUAUUAUUAUUAUUUAUAUUAGGUAUGCUUGUAUAUUCUUGACAUAAUGUUGACGUCUGUGCACAAGUGGCGUCAAAGCUGAUUGCAACUGUACUGAUUUAUUUUUUCCUAGCUGCCUGGCUGAAACAUAGUAUUGUUGAACUUGACCGUGUGCAGCAGUAUAUUUCUCAGCUCCCAGUGAAUAUUGGUCCAGUUUGCUAAACACAUCAAAACAUGUUCAAAAGUGAAAAGCGAACUAUAGUGAAGGGUGUGACAGGAUAUGGUUGUGUUGCCGCGACAGUACCCUUGAGUAGCUCGGAGUCUACUGACUGUCCCCAGUCCUGCAAGUGUAGCAUUACUCAUAUAGGUAUAUGUGCCUUUCUUUAGAGCAAACAUGGCUACUUGUUGCUUGGGGCUUUUGUAUUCUUGUGAAAGGACCACUUGUCAAGCACAUAAGAAAGCCUUUUUAAAAAUAAUUGAUUAUGUACAGAUCUACAGUAUGUGAGUGAACUCUAAACUGGAUAAUACUGAUUUAUUUCAACAGCAGUGUUUUAUUAUAUAAUAAUUAUGAAUAUGUUAUUCAUCUGUAAUAACAAGGUGUGGUAUGCUUUAAUGUUAAGCUUUGUGUACUAAAUGAAGUAAUCUAUGCUUUUCUGAAAGGAACUGCAUCUCACAAAGUUUCAAUUGUAAGAGCCUGUGUAUCAGCUUUUAUCUCCACUGACACAUCCUCUCCCCCAAUAUUAACCAGAAACCUCUCUCGUUUCGCAACAGUAACAGGAAUCUUAAACACCAGAUAAUUUCACUUGUGGGCUUAUUUAUAGUUUAUUUCACACUUUAGACUCACAGUGGCUAGACUAUUCUGAUGUGCCAUCUCAGUAUACUGAUACACCGUGCCUUCUUGUUCCUGUUCCAAAUAUUAUUGACCUGGUAUCCAGGGUAAUACUGCUUUGGGUCAUUCAUUGUUUAAAGCAUACGCUCAAGAUACUUUUGUCCUAGUUGGUGUAGAGGCAUGUGGAAAACUAAUAAAGCUUAACGUUUCAGUAAUGA
Molecule: messenger RNA, 4117 nt
Organism: Alosa alosa (allis shad)
Lineage: Eukaryota; Metazoa; Chordata; Actinopteri; Clupeiformes; Clupeidae
Gene: mgrn1b
Product: mahogunin, ring finger 1b
Biological process (GO): endosome to lysosome transport; negative regulation of G protein-coupled receptor signaling pathway; protein ubiquitination
Cellular component (GO): plasma membrane; nucleus; early endosome
Molecular function (GO): ubiquitin protein ligase activity
Source: RefSeq, a predicted model, not a curated record